Notothenia coriiceps (black rockcod) is the source of this 1197-nucleotide messenger RNA. Lineage: Eukaryota; Metazoa; Chordata; Actinopteri; Perciformes; Nototheniidae. The record is from RefSeq and is a predicted model, not a curated record.
AUGGGACCUGAGCUCGGCAUGAUGGAGUUGUCAGAGGUUGAAUAUACAAACUUUCAGCACCUUAUCCAGGCUCAUAUGGAGGCACACAUUACCCCUUUAGAUUUGCCAAAUGCCAAAUCUCAUCCAGGUGCUACAGUGAUGGUUAAAGACACCACUGGAUCCACAGCACAAUCCCCCUUAGCAACCACUCAAGCUAUUGACCUUUCGACUUCAACUGAUGACUACAGUCUGAUGCCAGGAGAAAAGACACCAGUUUCCUUUGGAGAGGUCCCAGGUUUUGUGCUGGCCAGAGUCAGAGGAGAAGACAGCCAGAGUGAACCUUACUCCAACAGCAGCUCAUUUUCACAGAGAAAAUCUGUAUCUGCUGCUAGAGUUUGUUUGGAGAAGAGGUUUAACACCAUGUCUGCUGACACCCCAAGACAUCAAGAUAUCAAGUCGGCAGUUCUUAGCAAUUUUCUGACAAUGCUGCAGCAGUCUGCUGAGGCUCAAGAUGCAGUCAAACACCCUCAAAUGCGGUUUGAUGUUUCCAGCCCAUUUGUUGGGGGUGUAUUUACCCCAAUACCCAACAUGUGUGAACAAGUGAUUGGCCAUAUUCCUCACAUGAUUGAACCUAACAAGCACCAGGGUUUAAUCAUCCCAAAGAGUUUCUCAAUUAAUUUCUGCCCAGAGAGGGUUGGUGCAAAAUCUCAGUUCACCGGUGGCUGCAACUCAACAGAGGACCAGCUGUUGUUCAACAUAGAAAAUGAUGUGGUGACACGUACUGCCUUCAGGAAGCAGGAUAGUACCCAAAGUUCUCAACCUACAAAGGUUGCUUCGACUGACCCAGACUUCGCCGGAAAAUCAGGGAGCAGCACCAGGAAAAGGGCUCGACCCCACAUGUCACAUAUCCAGCGCAGGGAGAGACACAACAUUAAGGAGAGGGAACGCAGGAAGAGGAUCCGUUUGUACUGUGAUGAGCUGAACAUGCUGGUGCCAUUCUGUGAGUCGGAUACAGACAAAGUCACCACCCUGCAGAUGACCACUGCCUUCCUUAAACACAUCUAUAAAACAUAUGGAGACACCUUCAAAGAGGAUUUUCAGAGGGCUUUCUCUGAGGGCAAAGAGCACUUUCUGAAAUCCAGCCCUUCUUCAAGCAAGAACCCGAUCCAGCGGGAGAUGGACACGGUGCUGAGCAUCCCUCUUGGGGUAGAGCAAUGA